AUGAAUGAUGCUCAGAUUAGCGGGCACCAUACUUCCACUUCAUACGAGCAACAAAAGGCAAUAAUGGAGGUUUUGGAGGUCUGCAAUAUCACUCCCUCUCCCUCCCCGCCCACUCACUUCUCUCUCCCGCUCACUUUCUUCGAUCUUGUCCAAUUUCUAGCCCCACCCACCGAGCGUAUUCUCUUUUACACCUUGCCCGCCAAUGACCUGCCUCGCUUCGAUUCAAUUCUCCAAACCCUCAAACACUCUCUCUCUCUCACACUCUCCCAUUUCCUCCCUCUCGCUGGCAACCUCGUUUGGCCCCAUCACUCUCAAGACCCCUUUAUUCUUUACAACCCUGGCGACUCUGUUUCCCUCACUAUUGCUAAAACAGAGGCUGAUUUCCACCAUCUCUCUUCAAAUCAUGUCCGGAAGGCAAAGGAAUCCCAUUUCCUCGUACCCCAACUCCCAACAUCCGACACCAUUGCUCCACCCAUGUCUCUUCAAAUCACUCUAUUCCCCAAAAGUGGAUUUUCCAUUGGCAUCGUAACCAACCAUGUGGUUGUUGAUGGCAAAACAUCCACCAUGUUCUUGAAAUCAUGGGCUUCCAUUUGUAGUACACUCAAUUGUACUAAUAAUAAUCUCCCCACGCUGCCCCCGGAGUUGACACCAUUUUUUGACCGAACAGCCGCAAGGGAUCCAAAUGGGUUGCAAAGAUUAUACGUUAAGUAUUAUGGAGCGUUUGUUCGUCAACCCAAAAUACUUGGACUUACCCCAAAAAGGGUCAUCUCAGACGAUGUGGUGUAUGCCACAUUUGAGCUUACACGCACCGACAUAGAGAAGUUAAGGACAAAAGUGGUAGCAACUUCUUCAUCCACUCCUCGUCGGUUAUCAACUUUUAUGUUGGCAUUUUCUCUUAUCUCAACGUGCAUCGUCAAAGCGGAGCGAAUUGAACCGAAAAGUAAGAUUGCUUUGUUCUUCGCUAUGGAUAUGCGGCCUCGUAUGGGAGCUCUAGGGGGUCUCAAUUAUUUUGGUAAUUGUGUGAGUACGUUGGGAGUGUUUUUGGAAGCAAAGGAAUUGGAGGAAGAAAAUGGGAUGGCAAUGGUUGCAAACAAGAUUAGUGAUAGAAUGAUGGAGAUAGAGAAUAGUGUGAAGGAGAAUAAAGUAGUGGAAAUGGUGGAAGAAAUUUUAGGUCGAUGGGGGAGAGAGAUGCCCAUAUCUAAAAUGAUUGGAGUGGGAGGAUCGCCAAGGUUUGGAGUAUAUGAGAUUGACUUCGGGUGGGGAAAUAGCAAGAAAGUGGAGAUGGCUUCGAUGGACCCAAAUGGGACUUUUUCUAUCACGGAGAGUAGAAGUGGGAAUGGAGGAGUGGAAGUUGGAAUUGCUUUGCCUAAUGAUGUUAUGAAUGUUCUCUCUUCUUUGUUCUAUGAGGAAGUGAAAGAAUAGUGUUCAUUGCAUACGUACUUCUUUUUAUAAAUGGUUUAA
Messenger RNA from Cucurbita moschata (crookneck pumpkin), 1461 nucleotides. Its product is annotated as malonyl-CoA:anthocyanidin 5-O-glucoside-6''-O-malonyltransferase-like. Bases 1 to 1422 code for a protein of 473 amino acids. The transcript has 2 exons. Lineage: Eukaryota; Viridiplantae; Streptophyta; Magnoliopsida; Cucurbitales; Cucurbitaceae. The record is from RefSeq and is a predicted model, not a curated record.